GAACUCAUUUCUGAUUGGUUCGUUGAAAACCUAACAGCCAGCAUGCUCUUCUGACCAUUCGUUCUUAGCUUUGGCUCUUUGAUAGUGGUCUGACUCCGACAAUCAAUAGGGAUGGGAGAGCCGCCUGUGGUGAUCCUCCAGCACCAGAUGAGUGGCAGGUAGUGACGGUGCAAAAGCAAUGUUGUGCUGCCGUGUACAAUGAAGAAGAUAUUCAGCUUUACUAAGAAAAAGAAACACCCGUCUGGUACCCCUGACAGUGGGAGUGUGCUUUCUGUUGGCUAUGAACUAAAAGAAAAGGACCUUGGGAAGGUUCACAAGGCUGCCUCAGUGGGUGAUUUGGCAAAGUUAAAGCAGCUUGCUAAAAAGAAUGACAUUAAUCAACUUGACAAGGAGAACAGAACUGCACUUCAUAUUGCCUGCGCCAGUGGACAUGUUGAGGUGGUGCAAUUCCUUGUUGAGAGCAAAGCCAAGCUUAACCUAUGUGACAAUCAAAAUAGAUCCGCCUUAAUGAAGGCAGUGCAAUGCCAGCAUGAGCGCUGUGUGAGCAUACUGCUGGAGAAUCAUGCCAAGCCUAACCUUGUGGACAUCAAUGGCAAUACAGCCCUACAUUUAGCAGCAAACAUCCCAUCCAUUUCCACUGCUUCCCUGCUGCUGCAGCAUGAGGCUGAUGUCAAUGCACAAAAUAAGGAGGGAUUCACACCCUUGACUGUGGCAGUCCGUGAGGACCAUAUCGAGAUGGCUGAGUUUCUCCUUAAUGAAGGUGCUGAUGUGAAUUUUAUGGACCAAGACCAAAGGUCCCCAUUAAUGAUAGCUGCUGGCAAUGGACAAAUUGGUAUGUUACGGCUGCUUUUGCGGGUUGACGCAGAUAUCACACUAAAGGAUACCAAAGGAUGGUCAGCUGAUGACUACGCAGUGAUGAACGGGCAUCAUCCUUGUUCCCUCCUGAUCAUUGAGCACAGUACCCAGAGGAACGAUGGGAAAUCCCUAUUACAUCAAGGUCCGAGCAAAAAGAAGGAAAAAACGCUAUUGGGCAGUCCUUCCCAAGACGCUGAAGCAGGCUUCUCUUUGGGAGGACCAGCCACUGACAAAGAUGUGGAUCUAGAGCAUGGAGCAAAUGAAGCAGGGCGAGAUUUUGAAGACAAAUCUCAGUCGGAGUCACUAAGUCGGAUUUCAAAAAGUGCUGCGGACGAAUGGGCUUCAUCAGAGGAUGAUGAAUCAGUUUUAAUAGAAAAGAAACCACAGAAGGUAAACCUAAGGAAAAUGAUUGCAUCUAAAAAGGGAGAAGCAGACAAUGCAACUGAACAGGAGAAGAGCAAAAACUCAGAGCAGCCUUCAAGUAGUAAAGCAAGGUCAGACUCCCAAGAGGGAAGCCCAGAGGCCAAGGACUCUGAGGAGGAAGUUGGAGGAGGAGGAGAAGAAGAAGAAGAAGAAGAAGAAGAGGAGGAGGAGGAAGAAGAAGAUGAUGACGACGAUGAUGAUGAAGAUGAGGAGGAGGAUGAAGAAGAGGAGGAGGAGGAGGAUGAAGAUGACGAUGAUGAUGAGGAAAGUGAAGAGGAGGAUGGGGAAGAGUAUGAAGAAGAGAAUGAAUGUGAGGAGGAAGAUGAUGACAACUGUGUGGCUUCUGUCGGGGCCAAGGCCAACACUACUGAAUCUGAAGAUAUACAAAAACCCUCUGUUACUGGUGCCCUUAAAGUUAUUGACAGUGCCGAUGCUCAAAACAUACCUGGUAGUGACAUAUCUUACAACAGUGAAACUAGUCCUGGUAUUGUAGGUGAGAAUGUAGAUGCCUCACAGACAGAUGCAAAAACAGAGACUGAAAAAAAUGACAUUGUCUGCCCAACUGGAACAACAAGUUAUGCAAUGCCAGCAACAUUAGAUGUAGAGGAGGAUUGUGUUGUGUCAGCCGUUAGGGUAGAAUCUAAAUUUUCUGAUGAAGAUGACAGCCUUGGGAAGGAAUGCAUAUGGUCAUCAGACCAAAACAGAAUUUCAGACAUGGGUUCAGCAGGAGGCCCAACACCAUCAGGACAUCACACAGAAUCGCGUUCACCUACUGAGGUUAUGGAGGAAGAGUUUGAAAGAGAAAUGGAAAAGGAUGAUGAUGACUCCUGGAGUGCUAAACAAAACAGCGGUGAUACAGUGUGGAAUGACAGCGAUGAUGAAGAGGAUAAUCAAACAGGCAGAUUUGGUCGCAACACAGUACUCGCUAAUCGAAGAAAUGUGGUGCCUGAGGAUGGAGUGGAAAAUACAGACGGUUCCUCUGAUGCUGAAGAUGAUGCUGGAUCAAACAAAGAAGCUUUCAAAGAAGAGAAACACAGAUCCUCAUGGGGCUCCUCAUUAGAGGACAGUGACAUUGACCUACCCAGAGAAGAUGAGGUAAACAAGGAGACGCUUGAUGAGAAAAGUGAUAUUCAAGCAUCAGAUUUACAACCAGAAGCAGCAGCAUUACCUCAACCAAAUGAAGACCACCUGGAUACCUCAUGGGAUUCUUCAUCACCAGUGGUACCAUCUCCAAAAUGUGUCUCACCUCAGGCAGUGAUAGAUGAACCUAUUUCCUCUUUGGGAUUAUAUUUAACAAGCCCUCCACAGUCCAAAAACAGCCCAACAAAAGCAACAGUAGAUGAAUCAGAAUGGGAUUCUUCUUCUGAAAAUAAUGACAGAAAUGAUAAUGGCUCCUUCACUCAAGGUGACGUGCUGUCACCAGUUUCUAAAACAAAUAUUGUAGCAGCCAACCAGACUGGAGAGCAGCAGUGUUCUGAUGGCUCUGGGGAAGAAGAUAAAGAAAGUAUUGAGAAAGAGUCAAAUGACCCCUCCCCUGCAGUGUCACCAGUAGCUGAGGAUGAAAAAAUAACCAGAAACCAAAUACUAGAUAAUGAUGAUGUUGAAUCAACUGGUCAGUCAUCACUAAUGGAAGGAAAAUUAGACUCAGAGAAUGAGAAAGGCGAUGAUGGUAGCUGGGAUGAUGAAGAUGAAAGUGAUGAGUCAGAAAAGCAGAAGACGAAGGCUGAUGAAGUUGCAGACUGUAGUAACGUCUUGAAGACAUGUCUUUCUACCCCAACCAAUUCGCUGUCACCAAAGUUGAGGCCCACAAGUGCAAUAGACAGGAGGUUAGAGGAAGAAGCUGAAGUAGGUGAUAUUGAGGGAGGUGAAGACAAUGAAAAGGUUCUUCAAUCUAUUAUUGAUGGAAAUGAUGAGUCUCCUGAGGUUAACAUGCUGGAGGAGGAAAAGCUGGUGGGUGUUAAGAAAGACAGUCCCAGCAAAGACGAUGAGACAAGUGAGGACUCUGACAGCAAGGACCAAAAGCUGCAGUACGAUUUUGCCAGCGCCACAGUCAAACUAUCUGAUGUGGGAGAUGAUUCUGAUAAUACUCUUGAUGGAUGCCUGCGUGGAGGUGACAAGUCAGACGAUGAACAUGAGGCUAUAUUAACUGCAUAUGUUCCACUAGAAAAUAGAAGUGCCAUUGUUCCCAAGACAAAAGUGUCAUCAGAUAACGUCAAUGAAGAACCAAGGGAAAAGAUUUUUUCAAACCCUCCCACCAAAGAUGAUGUCACUGCUGGUCAACACCAUGAUAUAGGCGGGAACACAUUGUCUGAUGAAGUGUUACCUCAGACUGACAUUGAUGAUGUUGAUCUGAACUCACCUGAUGAGGCUGAGAGCAUAGGCAUGACAAGUCAAGAGCUCAUGAACAUUGAAGAGCCUGUCAUUCAGAAAGAAGUUUCCACUGAGGAGGAGGAUGAUAAUGAUGAAGAGGAGGAGAGAGAUGAGGAGGAGGAAGACGAGGAAGGAGACUUCUCAGAUGAAAAUGAUCAACCUGAAGAGAGUGGAGAGUCCCUUGACGCCACUUCACCUGUUCCUGAGACAGAAAUCUCUAAAGAUAAGAAAAGAGAUUUCCUGUCUGAGCUGGGUCUAGAGAAGGGAGAUGAAGAGCAGGAUUCAUGGGACUCUGCGUCCCUCUCUGAAAACCCCAAUAUGCCGCAUGAAGAGAAACAAAGCUUGCAUACUCAGGAUCAAGAAGAGAUGUCCACUGUUGAAGAAGAGAUUAAAGAAAACUUGUUUUAUAUUCCCUCUUUUUUAAGAGGAGAAGGAGGCAAUAGGAUGGCAGUGCUAGAGCCUCGGAGGAGUGUAGGCAGCCCAAGAGGCAGCCAGGGAGAGGUUGAAAACAACAACAAUGGUGAUAAUGGAAGCAAACAUGUUGAUAAAGAUGAUACUAUACAGAAAGAGACUGAGAAGGCAAAAUGGGAGCCACUUAGUGUUUUGAGCAAACUUGAAGGAGAUAAAGACCGAAAGACAGACUUAAUGGAGGAGUUUGGUUUGGGUGAUGUUGAUGAUCUUGAAGAUGCAUCAGACUGGGACUCGGCCAGUACUACCAGUAAGAGAACCCUGCCUGGCCGUAGAAUGGCCUCCCCUGGACUUGCGGAGUUCCUAGAAUGCUCCAAUCCAUCUGUCAAAGAGCAGGAUGAAGACGUUGCACCCCUGACACCUCCGAGGAGCAUCAACUCUAACAAGAGACUGCCCAGCACCACCCCUCAACCCGUGCCCCAUCCCCAGCCUCGAGCAAGGAAGAUGGGGCUUCAGAAACCAGAGAGUGAAGAAGAAUCAGAUUGGGAACCAGAGAAUUUGACAACUUCUUACAAUACAGCCAAGACUGAUAAUCAGCUGCAAAACAUAGCUGAGCUUCAGGCAGUGGUUAGACCCGGUUCCCCUGAGCUCUCAUCGUUGGGAAGGGAUAGUAAAAGUAAUGUAGAGUCUGACAAGCAGCAACAAAAGGAGAAAGAUGAUGCAGUAGAUACAUGUGAGUUAGAUCUAAAUAAUCCAUGCCCAUCUGGCCAUGUGGGCUCUGACAGUGGACAAAAAGAUAAUAACUUUAGAGAUCAACACAAUCCUGAAGAAAGAGGUGACGCGGGUGAUGACGUCCCAUGGGAGAAACGUUAUGAGAAGCUCUGGGUAGAGGUGGAGAAAAGGGAGGUAAAAUCCUCCUUCAAGAAUGUUGCUGGAGAAUUAAAAGAGAAAUUUGGAGAACUGCUUAAAUCAAGAUGUCCUGCAGAAGACAUCACUGAAGAAGAACAGGCCAUGGCCGAAUCUACUUCUGCAGAAGAAGAGUCAAGUGAUGAAGACGAAGGCGAAAUCAUUGUGCGCCCCACGGCCAGAGCGAGGAGUACUGUCCUUCUCUCCAUUCCUGAGCAGAGGGAGUCUGGACUGGAAGACUCUGUGACAGAAUCAACUGACAAGUCCGUAUGUGAGGACAGGAUGCAGGUCUGUGAGCCCCCAGCUGGUGAGAGCAGAAAGUGUCUAGAGCCAGAUCUACUCACUGAUGAUAUUCUGGAGGAGUGCAGGUCUCCUUCACCACAACUCACCGUAACACAGAGAGACAGCAGCAUAGAUCAUGUUACCACAGCUUUUACUCAUGAUCAUACCAUACCCGUGUCUGAUGUUGACGGUAGCACAUUCUUAAAAGAUGAGGCCAAACUUGGGCCAUACCAGAAACCACAUCUGGGUCUUAUCUGGAAGGACAACACUGCUAAUCUAGACGAAGCUGAGGAGAACAAUGCGAGUUCAGUAGAUGAACCUGAGGAAUUCACCAAGUCUCACCCCCCCUCACUAAGCAAACGUUCAGCAUCGAUCCCAGGUGUUUCUGAUGAAGAGCUGGAAGAGGACAUGGAAAGGUUUAAACUUGAGGUAGGGAUGCUGAAGGUUGUCUUCUUGGAUUUGGAGAAAGAAAAGGUCCAACUCCAGAAAGAGGUUGGCAAAGAGACGACAAAGACUGCAAUUCAGGUGCAAAAAUCCAGUACUUCCUGGGAUUCUGGUGGAACGGCAUUGGAAGAAGUGGAUACUGAGAAACCUGAGACCAUGUUAGGAUGCCUGUCAAGUCAAGCUGGAGCAAUUCACCAGGAACAGCAGCCUGUGGCCACCAAGAGGUGUAUUGCUCUCCAUAGCACCAACGGGGCACCAGUGCAAUUGCAUCUCCCACUCCAGCAGACCUACAAUAGCAGCAAACAGGAGGGGCAAGCUGUAGAGGAGACCUUACAGCUGGAGCUGGUCAGAGGGGCCCGGCGCAGUAGAGCCCCUCAGACCAACACCCAUGUUAAUGGAGAUCUUCUCUCUGUGUUUGACGAUAGCACUUUAAGUGACGUGUCGGACGAUGAAGGAAGGUUGUCAUCCAGCGGACAGCAGAAAAACGAGAACCCUGAGGAAGUGGAGAUGGCAGAAGACUUUGAUGAACUCACUCAGUCAUCGGACACAGCCACAGAUGACAUCGACUCUCCCACUUCAGGCUAUCGUCAUGCAUCCCUCCUCAUUCAGAAUCUAGACUCAGCCACUUUGGACUCGAGAAGCAUGGUGAAGCUGCAGAACAUUUUCCAUGAAUAUGAGCGCUCCAUCCAAAAGGCAAGGAGUCGCCAUGGGUACCUGGCAGACAAGGUGAGCCAGCUGGAAAUGGAGAGGACGGAGCUGAAGAGCUCUCUGGAGGAAGUUAAAGAUGUCAAGUCUGGCUUGGAGCGCAACCAGCUGGAAUUGCAGACUGAAGUAACAAAUCUCAAAUUUCAGCUAAAACAGGAGCAGGAAAAUCGCCGCAACGCCACCAUGAUGUACGACACCACCAGAGAUAAGCUGAGGAGGACGGAGGAGCAUCAACAGUUAGAAGUUCAGGAGAGACAGAAGGUGGAGCUUACGCUCAGGAAUCUGGAGCUGGAGAUGAGAACAGUGGUCAACAACAUGAAACAGCUUGAAGAGGACCACAGUGAGACCCAGAGACUGCUGGCUCAGGAGCGCAGUGCUCGGACGCUGCAGGAGAAUCUGCUCAAUAGCCAUCUCCGUAAGCAACAAGAGAUAGAGGACGAGAACAAAAGAAACCUAAGUAAAAGCAAUGAGGCCUUGUCUCAGCUCACUGAGGCCAGUGACAGGGAGAGGGAGUUGCUCCAGCAGACCGCUACCUUACAGGAGCAGCUGACCAUCCUGAGAACAGACCUCGAGCGUUCGCAGGCCAACAGCAGUCUCAAAGAAAGCCACCUUUUGGAGGAGAACGAGGCCCUCAAGGAACAGCUAGAAGAUGCUCGGCGAGAUCUUAAACUCAACAGUGAAGCCCUGACCCAAACUGUCUUCAACUGCAAUAACCAGGUGACCACCCUGAAGUCUGAGUUAGCUAUAACAACAACCCGCCUGGAAAAUGAGCGGCAGACUCGUGAUACACUGGAGGCAGAGGUCGAGUCCACUCGUGCCCGCCUGGCUGGAGCCGUAAAGGAGGCAGAGCUUUGCCUGGCAGCUCACACGGACACAGAGAGAGCUCUGCUCCGGGAGAAAGAGGAACACCAGCGUCUUAAAGACAGACUCACAGGUGAAGCAGCCAGUCAACAUGAGGCAGUCAGCAGCCUGUCCCAGAAGCUGGCGAAGGCAGAGGCUCGGGCAAACAGCAUGGAGAAUGAAGUUCACCGGGUCACACUGCAGCUGACGGAGAAAGGCCUACUGCUGGAGGUCCUACAGCGGGAGAAGGACCAGGCAGCUGUACGUGUCAAGGAGCUAGAAACUACUCUGCAGGCCGAGAGGGAGCUGGUCAGCCGUUCCGGAGCACGCCAAGAGGCCACACAGGAGCGAUUAGCCCAAGCCCAGAGUGAGGGCAUGUUACUACGGCAACAGCUAGAGGAGGCCCAAAACAAAGGUGUUGCAAAGGAGCGUGCUGUGACAGAUGCCCAAGAGCGCUUCAGUGACAUUCUGUCCAAGCUGCGCUCUGACUGCGAAGAAAGAGUACAACUAGUGGAGGAGAGAAAUAAGGAUCUCGCCAGUAAGGCUGCUGAUCUCCGAGAUCAGAUCUACAAGUUAGAGGAAGAGAAGAACGAAAGAGAGACUAGUCUAAGGCAGCUGCAGCAGGAGCUAGCUGACUCACUCAAGAAGCUGUCAAUGAGUGAAGCUUCUCUGGAGGUCAACACACGCUAUCGCAAUGACCUGGAGGAGGAGAAAGCUCGGCUCUUUAAAGACUUGGACAGGCUCAAAGGAAAGCUGGAGGAAAGCGAAGACCAGUAUGUGCAGGCUGAGAGACGUAUUAACAGUCUAAAGAGCAGCCUGGAUGACAGGGAAAAGGAACUCAUCACUGCUGCUCAGAAACUCCAGGUGGCACUGUCUGCCUCAGCAGCUUCUGAUACCACCAUCAAACAGCUGGAGGAAGCUGUGCAAAGGCUGGAGAUAGACAACGCCAGGCUGGAAGCUGCUGCAAAGCAACAGUCCAACAAAAUUGAUGCACUUCAGAAAGGGGCUCAGGAAGCUGCCAUGCUAUCUGACUGCUCACCUGGAGGAGGGGUCAGAGGACAUUUGGAGGACUUGGUUACAAACCUCCAAAGCAGUAAGAUGACUUUGGAAGACCAACUCAGUAGAGAGGUACAGAAGCAAAGCAUGCUGUCUCACACAGCCCAGGACUCUCAGGCCUUGUGGGAGGAGGAGCUGAAGAGUCGCUCUAAGUUAGGACUGCGCCUGGCAGAGCUUGAAAAGGAAAAAGGAGAACUGAGCACCCAGAUGGAAAUAGAAAAGAAGAAAGCCAAGAAAAUAGCAGAGCAGAAGAAGGCUGUAGACACCCGGCUUGAUCAAGAGAUGAAGAGAAACACAGAGCUUCAAAAAGAAAUGUACAGGUUGCGUACUUUAUUAAAGACUGCAAAGAAGAAAUUGCGGGAUCAGGACACAGGCGGAGCUGAAUUUGGCUCUCCUAUGAGCAGUCUGCGGAUGGACCUAGGCAGACACAGCCAGGCCGAGGGUGCCUUUGGACGAAUGAAAGAAAAGGUGGACGAUCUGCAGGUGCAGCUGGAGAAGGAAGCGUCCCGUCGCAGCCAGCUAGAGAAGGUGAAUGGGGAACUUAAGGAUCAGCUAGCCUCCCUGAAGAGCCUGAGCCGCAGUAAUGACCAGUUGGAGAGGAGUAAGAGGCAGUUGGAGGAGGAGGUGCUGAACCUGAGACGCCGAAUGGAAGCCUCUCAGAUGGAGCAGAGCCAGGUGGAGGAGUACCGCCGUGACGCAGAGGAGAGGGCCCGUCAGGAGAUACAACAGAAACUAGAGCAGGUCAACGUCUUCCUGCAGUCCCAGGCAGCAUCCCAAGAAGCAUUGGAUCAGAUUAAAGCUGCCAAUGAGGCCAACCUACGCUCCCAGCUGGAGCAGAAGAUCCGGGAGAUGGAGGGGGAACUGGGCCGGGCCCGCACCACCCAGCAGGACAGCCUCAACCAAAGAGACUCCACACGCACAGAGCUAGAGCGAUACCGCCAACUCUACACAGAGGAGCUGCGCCUCCGCAAGUCCCUGGCUGCCAAACUAGAGAGGGCCAACAGUCGGCUCGCAGAAGCCAAUUCCAAGUUGCUCAACGAGCGCAGCAGGUCUCUGAUCACCAGCAGCAUCGCAAAUGGUAGCUUUGGAGGGCCCUCGCUGGACGUGGGCUCUUUGGGUUCACCAGCAAACUAUGGGGCAACACUGGGGCCCCUGAACAGGAGCCUAGGCCUGGGACUCUCUCUCCUCAGCCCUGUGACUGAGGGACAGAACAGCAGGGUGGAGGACUACCUAGCAAAGAUGCAGAGUGAGUUGGAGAGAAGCAUAUCAAAGGAAUUAAACAAUGCCACAGCAGAGCUGGACGUUGCUUCAGCCCGUAUGUCACCGGUGGGCUCUGCCUCGAGGGGGGAGCUGGACCCCGUCAGCAGGGCAACGCAGCAGUACUUGGAAGUACUAAAGAAAAACAAUAUGAUCUGAACACAUAUCACAGCUGCUCGCAGUCAAACGUUGUAUUUCAGCCAUUAAAACAGUUUUAAAUACUGACUGCACUAACAAUAAGGCCAAAGCCACUGCCCAGUCAUAUAACACCAAGACUUUGUACGUAUUUACUCUACCUUCUUUUAUGAAAGAAAGCAAACAUAAUGUACAUUGCACUUAACCUCUCAGGAGCAAAGGGCAUGAGUCAUAUUAUAUAUGUUGCAUUAAUGAAGGGUACGGUUAGAGAGAACCUCAAAAGUAUUUGUUCCUUCUGACUCAUUCUGUUCAAUCUGUAACUGUUUUGUUUCUAUUAGCACAAUAUAUAAAUACAGAAUUGUGGUUUGGAUUUUGUUUUGUGAAUAUUGGUGUUGCUAAAUUUGAUGUACGCAUCAUUAAUAAUUUUGCCAAGAUAUUACAUUUGGUAUGUGCCAUCAAAUGGUGCAAUAUCUGUCUUGGUCUUACUUUAGUAGACUCAUUGUGUUGAGUGUGUCUAUGAUUAUUUUAUUUAUUUUUUUUAUGAACAUGAUAUACUUGAAUAAGACGAGCUGGAAUACUCUCUGGCUAUUGAAACAGGGUGACUUCAUUGUACAACUGUCAUUUUGUUUAGUAUUCAUACAUACUGUAACAGAAUAUAUAUAUAUAGGAAAACAUUUAUGAUGCCUGUACAUUACAGAAGACUCUAAAGUUAUAAAUAAAACUAAAAAAAAAACUGAA
Siniperca chuatsi (mandarin fish) is the source of this 10419-nucleotide messenger RNA. RefSeq names its product ankyrin repeat domain-containing protein 26 (gene aard). Gene Ontology annotation, molecular function: protein binding. The record is from RefSeq and is a predicted model, not a curated record. The transcript has 45 exons. NCBI's taxonomy places the organism in Eukaryota, Metazoa, Chordata, Actinopteri, Centrarchiformes, Sinipercidae. The coding region runs from base 199 to 9705 and encodes 3168 amino acids.